AUGGCCACGGAUGGUACGACCGACGAGGCUGCUGAGACCAGCGAUACUGAUGAAACUACCAUAACCGCGGAUGGUACUGCUGAGACCAGCGAUACUGAUGAAACCACCAUGGCCACCGAUGGUACUGCUGAGACCAGCGGUACUGGUGAAAGCACCAUGACCACGGAUGGUACGACUGAGAAGGCUGCUGAGACUAGCGGUACUGAUGAAACCACCAUGACCACGGAUGGUACGACCGCCGAGGCUGCUGAGACCAGCGAUACUGAUGAAACCACCAUGGCCACCGAUGGUACGACUGAGGAGGCUGCUGAGACCAGCGGUACUGGUGAAACCAGCGUAGCCACCGAUGGUACGACUGAGGAGGCUGCUGAGACCAGCGGUACUGGUGAAACCACCUCGACGGAGGAGGCUGCUGAGAUCAGCGGUACUGGUGAAACCACCUCGACGGAGGAGGCUGCUGAGAUCAGCGGUACGACCGAGGAGGCUGCUGGGACCAGCGGUACGACCGAUGAGGCUGCUGAGACCAGCGGUACGACCGAGGAGGCUGCUGAGACCAGCAGUGCUGGUGAAACCACCAUGACCACGAAUGGUACGACCGACGAGGCUGCCAAGACCAGCGGUGCUGAUGAAACCACCAUGACCACGAAUGGUACGACCGAGGAGGCUGUUAAGACCAGCGGUGCGACCGACGAGGCUUCUGAGACCAGCGGUACUGGUGAAACCACCAUGACCACGGAUGGUCCGACCGAGGAGGCUGCGGAGACCAGCGGUACUGGUGAAACCACCAUUACCACGAAUGGUGCGACCGAGGAGGCUGCGGAGACCAGCGGUACUGGUGAAAUCACCAUGACCACGGAUGGUACGACCGACGAGGCUCCUGGGACCAGCGGUGCUGAUGAAACCACCAUGACCUCGGAUGGUAUGACCGAGGAGGCUGCUGAGACCAGCGGUACUGAUGAAACGACCAUGACCACGGAGGGUACGACCGACGAGGCUGUUGAGACCGGUGGUACGGAGGGAGGAACUGAGGGUGAGCGGACUAGUGGUGUUGCGGAGAGUUCGAGUACGCUUCCGGAGUGUAGCACCACGAGCACUCUCCCGGUGUGCGCGGAGGAGUGGGAGGCUGGUGGUCAUUAUAAGCCUUGUAGCCGAGUGAGGUACGAGGGUGCUGUGUGGGAGAAUGUGUUGGAGUCAUACCCAGGCUCGGGUGCGCCGGGAAAGAGCCAGGCGUGGUACCCUGAGGGCACGAUCCUUCAGUGCCAUAACGGUGUGUUGAGCCCGUUGGUGUUCGAGGUGCAGCUACAGUAG
Molecule: messenger RNA, 1308 nt
Organism: Gregarina niphandrodes
Lineage: Eukaryota; Apicomplexa; Conoidasida; Eugregarinorida; Gregarinidae
Exons: 1
Coding region: 1-1308 (435 amino acids)
Source: RefSeq, a predicted model, not a curated record